Penicillium brevicompactum is the source of this 1170-nucleotide messenger RNA. RefSeq lists its product as uncharacterized. The transcript is spliced from 3 exons. NCBI's taxonomy places the organism in Eukaryota, Fungi, Ascomycota, Eurotiomycetes, Eurotiales, Aspergillaceae. The record is from RefSeq and is a predicted model, not a curated record. Gene Ontology annotation, cellular component: endomembrane system. Bases 1 to 1170 code for a protein of 389 amino acids.
AUGAAGCCUUUCGCUCUUUUCCUUUCCCUCUUCGUCUUCUUCGGCCUGGUCGCCGCUUGGUCCAAAGAAGACUAUGAGAUCUUCGGCCUUCAGAAUGAUGUCGCUACCUACGAGGGCGCGAACGUGACCUUCUACGACUUCCUCGAGAUCCGCCCCAAUGCCAAUCAAGAACAGAUCACCAAAGCCUACCGCAAGAAGUCUCGCACCAUUCACCCCGACAAGGUCAAGCGCGCCUUCAUCGCCAAUUACUCCAAGGACAAGAGCAAGGCCAAGUCCAACCAGGGCGUCAACGUGAACAAGGGUCCCUCCCAGCGUGAAAUCGAUGCCGCCACCAAGAACGCCCACGCCCGCUCCACCCGCCUCAACCUCGUUGCCAAUGUCCUGCGUGGGCCCGGCCGCGAGCGCUACGACCGUUUCCUCAAGAACGGCUUCCCCCUGUGGAAGGGCACCGGAUACUACUACUCGCGCUUCCGUCCCGGUCUGGGCUCCGUGCUGGCCGGUCUGUUCCUGGUCUUCGGCGGUGGCGCACACUACGCCGCGUUGAUUCUCGGCUGGAAGCGCCAGCGCGAAUUCGUCGAUCGCUACAUCCGACAGGCUCGUCGCGCUGCCUGGGGUGAUGAUAUCGGUGUUCGCGGUAUCCCUGGACUCGAUGCUGCCGCUGAGGCUCCUGCGCCUGCGCCUGAGGAGGGUGCCGGUGCAGUUGCUGUUAACCGUCGCCAGAAGCGCAUGAUGGACAAGGAGAACAAGAAGGAUAAGAAGGGUGGUCGGGCUGGUGCUCGUGCCUCUGGUACUUCGACUCCUACUGAGCAGCCUGCCAGCACUGAGCGUGCUAGCACUGGUGAGCGGAAGCGCGUUGUUGCCGAGAACGGCAAGACGCUGAUCGUUGACUCUGUUGGAAAUGUGUUCCUGGAGGAGCAGAACGAGGAUGGCGAGCGCCAGGAGUUCCUUUUGGAUAUUGAUCAGAUUGAGCGCCCCGGUAUUGGUCAGACCAUGGUCUUCCAGCUUCCUCUCUGGGCCUUCAACCGUACCGUCGGUCGGGUGUUGGGAACAUCCCCCGCUGAAGUCGACGUGGAUUCUGAUGAGGUGGAGGAACCUGUUGAGGAAGCUGAGACUACUGCUACCUCCAACGCUCGUUCUCGCAAGCGCGGCAAGCGCUCCCAGCGAUCAUGA